Messenger RNA from Apis mellifera (honey bee), 1236 nucleotides. Its product is annotated as 1,5-anhydro-D-fructose reductase. The record is from RefSeq and is a predicted model, not a curated record. Gene Ontology annotation, molecular function: oxidoreductase activity. The transcript is spliced from 4 exons. NCBI's taxonomy places the organism in Eukaryota, Metazoa, Arthropoda, Insecta, Hymenoptera, Apidae. Bases 107 to 1072 code for a protein of 321 amino acids.
UAUUCAAGGAUUACAUACUUAAAGUGAAAGUGAAAUUUGCUUUUAUAAAAUGGGAAAUGGAUACAAUCAUUCAGUUGUCUGGUGAAGUUUAUAUCGCAUAAACGUUAUGGAAAAGAAUACUAUUUUGCUUCCAAAUGGAGAAUUAAUGCCAAUAAUUGGUUUUGGCACUUGGCAGGCACAAGAAAAAGAAUUGGAAGAUGCAUUGAACAUUGCUUUAGAAGCAGGAUAUAGACAUAUUGAUACAGCAACGUCAUAUGAAAAUGAAAAAGUAAUUGGUGACGUUCUUAAAAACUGGUUUGAUUCUAAAAAACUUAAACGAUCUGAUAUAUUUAUUGUUACGAAGCUUCCUGCUGUAGGAAAUAGAGCAGAAGAUGUGGAAAAAUGGAUUAAAACAUCGUUACAAAAUUUACGAUUAGAAUAUUUAGAUCUUUACUUGAUUCACGUUCCGAUUGGUUUUGAAAAAGUUGGGGAUAUUUUACAUCCUUUUGACGAAAAUGGCCACAUUAGACUUGAUAAUAGUACAAAUCAUGUAGAAAUUUGGGCCGAAAUGGAGAAACAAGUGAAAUGUGGUCGAACUAAAGCAAUUGGAUUAUCAAAUUUUAAUAUUUCUCAAAUUAAGCGAAUUUUAAAAAACACAAAAAUGAAAAUAUCCAUGCUACAGAUUGAAUUGCAUGUUUAUUUUCAACAAAAGGAACUGGUAAAAUUUUGCAAGCAAGAAAAUAUUCCUAUAACAGCUUAUUCGCCACUUGGCUCACGUAGUCUUAUUAAAUUAUUAAAUAAAACGGAAGAAAUUUCAGAUAUGUUACAAAACGAUGUAGUAAUGGAAAUAGCAAAAAAGUAUAAGAAAUCAUCUGCACAAAUUUUAUUAAGAUAUAUUGUACAAAAUGGAAUCGUAGUUAUCCCUAAAAGUAUAAAUCCUCAAAGAAUUAAAGAAAAUAUACAACUUUUUGAUUGGGAAAUUAAUCCGGAAGAUAUGAAAAAAUUAUAUAAUCUCGAUCGUGGUGAAUCUAGUAGAAUUUGUGAUUUAAAAUUUUUUAAGGGAAUUGAAACUCAUCCCGAAUAUCCUUUCUAAAUUUAUAUUAUAUUAUAUCAUAAUAUUAUAGAUAAUAUGGUUUAAUUUUUAUGCAUUUAUGAAAUAUAAAUAAUAAUAAUUACUUAUUCGAAAGAUAUAUUUUUAUAACAUUAUGUAGAAAAAAGAAUAAUUUUAUAUAAAUAAAUAAAUAUCUAUUAACUUUG